AUGACUGGAAUUAAGAGAAAAGCAUCUGAAUCGGAAGACCCAUCAAGUGCUGAACCAAAGAUUCAAAAGAGGGUUUCGACAAAUGAACUUGAAUCACAGGAUAAAGGGAACAUGUCUGAACACAGUGAGGAUGACAGCGGAAGUGAAAACGAUGAGGAGGAAGAAACAGAAGAGAAACAUUCAAAUACUGCAAAAAGUAGUACUACUGCAGCUCAUGAUAUUCACAUCGCCAGAGAAACGGCAGAGCUAUUCAAGUCCAAUAUUUUUAAGUUGCAAAUCGAUGAAUUAUUAGAACAAGUUAAAUUAAAAGAAUCUCAUGUCUUGAAAGUUGAAAAGUUUUUGCACAAAUUGUAUGAUAUGAUACAACAAGUUCCUGACUGGGAAGAACAUUCCAUCACAGAGGUGGAGUCAUUUUUUAAAGGAAAAAUUGUAUCUGUCCCAUUUGUUGACCCCAAACCCAUGGCUGCAACAACCAAUUACAAAUUUGACUAUAAAGCCCCAUCUGUGUCACUGAUUGGAUCAUUUGCCUUAAAAACCGGCAUAUAUCAACCACAUGGAUCAGCAAUUGAUGUUCUCUUGACCAUGCCAGAGUCAUUGUUCGAAAAGAAAGAUUUUUUAAAUUUCAGAGCAUUACAUAAAAGAAGUGUUUAUUUGGCCUACUUGACCCACUAUCUGUCCAUAUCAUUCAAGAAGGAAAAAUUAGAUCAGUACAUUUCUUUAGAAUAUUCCUACUUCAACAAUGACCCUCUGUUGCCUAUAGUUACCAUAUCAUGUAAGAAGGCACCUUCCCACCAAAACGAAGAAUACAAUUUCUACAAGACUAGGUUUUCCAUAAAUUUAAUUAUUGGUUUCCCUCAUAAGAUAUUUGAUGCUAAAAAAUUGUUACCUAACAAAAAUUGUAUCAGAAUAGCGCACGACGACUCUGUGUCUGAAUUACCUGUUACUCCAUUAUACAAUUUUGCAAUUCUCUCUUCGACAACGUAUGAAGUCUAUCUAAAAUAUCUUUACAAGACUAAAAAGCAAACAAUUGCCUUCAAAGAGGCAGCUGUUUUAGGGAGACUAUGGCUACAGCAGCGUGGAUUUUCCUCUCAGUCAGCACAUUCCGGGUCCUUAGGUGGCUUUGGGACAUUUGAAUUCACUACCUUGAUGGCUACAUUAUUGAAUGGUGGUGGUGUCAAUGGUAAUAAAAUUUUGCUUCAUGGAUUUUCCUCUUAUCAAUUAUUCAAAGGUGUUAUUAAAUAUCUAGCAACAAUGGACUUGUGUACUGACGGUCAUUUACAAUUUAGUUCUGAAGAUGAGAAUCAUUCCUCCAAGUAUAUCGAAGAGGGAUUUCAAGCGCCUACACUCUUUGAUAAAUCAACCAAAGUUAACAUUCUUUCCAAAAUGACCAAUGUUUCCUAUCAAGCAUUGAAGAUGUAUGCUAAGGAGACAUUAACAAUGUUAAACAACGUGGUUCAAGAUCAAUUUUCAAAUAUUUUCCUAACUAAUAUUAGCAGGACGGAUAACUUGAAAUACGAUCAUUGCUUUGACCUAUUGUUUCCGCUUGGCACUGUUGGUAAUAGUGAUUCAUUCCUAUCAUCUAAUUUUGGUCCAUUGGAAAGAAUAAAGUUUAUUACGAUUGAGAAUUUCAUUGUGAAUAAAAUAACAAAUGUUGUGAAAAUCGCGUUGGGUGACAGAAUCAACUUGAUUGAAGUUAAGUUGCAAAAUGUAGUCACAACUUUUCCAAUUUCAAGAAGAAAAGUACAUUCAAGUAGUGGGGGGAAUAAUUUCAAUUUUGAGUUUAUAAAAUUGAAAUUAUUAGUUAAUCCAGACGAGUCUGAGAAAUUGGUUACUAAGGGACCAGCUCAUUCUGAAGAAGCUACACCGGAAGCAAUCUUCUUUAAAAGCUUUUGGGGACCAAAGUCUUCCCUUCGUCGUUUCAAAGAUGGUUCCAUUACACAUUGUUGUGUCUGGUCAACCUCAUCAUCAGAACCUAUUAUUUCUUCUAUCUUGAAUUUUGCUUUGAAAAAGCAUGUUUCAGAAAAAAUGCAGAUUAAUAAUACAAUAACCAAAGAAUUUCAAGACUUGUUACCAUUACCUAAUUUACCAGCAAGUUCUACAACAUCUGUUUUGAAUUUAACGAGUUUCUACAACUUGAAGAAAUCGUUUGAUAACUUGUAUAAGGUAGUAUUCAAGAUGACCUUACCAUUAUCUAUAAAAUCUAUUUUACCAGUGGGCCCUGCAUUUAGAUAUACUUCAUUAUGCCAACCGGUACCUUUUGCAUAUUCUGAUCCUGAUUUCUUCCAAGAUGUUAUUUUGGAAUUUGAAACGUCUCCUAAAUGGCCAGAUGAAAUAACAUCCCUCGAGAAAGCAAAGACUGCUUUCCUAUUAAAGAUCCAAGAAGCUCUAGAUUCUGAUGAUAGCAAUCAAUACAAGGCAUUUUUCACUAGGGAUGAAUCCAUUCCAUAUAAUCUUGAAAUCGUUACUCUAAACAUUCUGACACCAGAAGGUUUUGGAUUCAAACUUAGAGUUUUGACCGAACGUGAUGAAGUCUUAUAUCUAAGAGCUAUUUCUAACGCCAGAAAUGAAAUGAAACCGGAAUUAGAGAAGACUUUUCUAAAGUUUACAUCCAAGUACUUGGCAUCCAUUAGACAUACAAGAACAAUUGAGAAUAUUUCCCAUGCUUACCACUUCUAUUCUCCAGUAGUAAGACUCUUCAAAAAAUGGUUAGAUACACAUUUAUUAUUGGGACAUUUGAAUGAUGAGUUAGUUGAAUUAAUUGCUAUGAAACCAUUUGUAGAACAUGCUCCAUACAAUAUCCCAGGGUCUGUAGAAAAUGGUUUCCUAAAAAUAUUGAAAUUUAUUUCUCAAUGGAAUUGGAAGGAGGAUCCAUUAAUUUUGGAUUUGGUAAAACCAGAUGAUGAAUUAGAAUCUUCAUUUGAGACUAGUAUCGGUGGUACUGAUUUAGACUCGAAAACAAUGAAGAAGUUAUCUGAAAAAUUAACAUUAGCGCAAUACAAGGGCAUUCAGACAAACUUCAACAAUAUGAGAAGUAGUGAUCCAAAUGGUAUUCAUUUGCAAUUUUUUGUUGCUUCUAAGAACGAUCCAAGUGGUAUAUUAUACUCAAGCGGUAUUCCAUUAGCUAUUGCAACCAGACUUACAGCACUAGCAAAGGUGGCUGUAAACCUAUUACAAACACAUGGUAUUAAUGGUCAGACAAUUGGAUUAUUAUUUACUCCUGGUUUGAAAGAUUACGACUUCGUUGUUCAUUUGAAGACUCCAACCCCAUUGAAAUCUUCUUCUGGUAUACUAGAUUUUUCUGAAUUCAAAAAUAUAACAAAUGCUGAUGCUCCUUCCAAGUUCCCAUCAGAUCUAAGUACAUUAUCUGAAAAGAUGGACCCAACUUACCAAUUGGUGAAAUAUCUUAAUAUGAAAUACAAGAAUAGCCUUAUAUUUUCCAGUCAUAGAUAUAUAGGUGUAACAGGAGGUAAUAAAGGUGAUAAGAACGUAAUCACUGGGCUAAUAAAACCACUAUUCAAGAAACAACACAAAUUUAAAGUUAACUUGGAUUGUAAUAUGAAACCAAUCGAUAGUGAAAAUGUCAUUUUGAAUAAAGAUGCUAUAUUCCGUGAGAUUGCUGCAUUUGGUUCUGCAUUGGUCGAGGAUUUCGAAAUUAAUUGA
This is a messenger RNA of Naumovozyma castellii, 3660 nucleotides long. RefSeq names its product rRNA-processing protein UTP22 (gene UTP22). The coding region runs from base 1 to 3660 and encodes 1219 amino acids. The record is from RefSeq and is a predicted model, not a curated record. NCBI's taxonomy places the organism in Eukaryota, Fungi, Ascomycota, Saccharomycetes, Saccharomycetales, Saccharomycetaceae. The transcript has a single exon.